Messenger RNA from Dovyalis caffra, 462 nucleotides. Lineage: Eukaryota; Viridiplantae; Streptophyta; Magnoliopsida; Malpighiales; Salicaceae. The record is from the annotation of a GenBank genome assembly.
AUGGCCACCAGUAAGGGCUACUUUGCAAGACAAAACUAUCGAUUCCUUUCAAACGACCUGACCCACCACGCGCCACUCACUCACGACUCAGCCUUCGAACUCGACGAGUCUGACAUAUACCACCACACAACAAGUCGCUCUAACUCGCCCGAGUUCUGCAAGCCAGUCCUGAGUUCCCGUCUCGCGAAGAAGUCAACUUCCUCCUGCCGGCGAACAGAUCCUGGGGACAGAGCAGGCGGGAAACCGUCGUCGUUACCGGUGAAUGUACCGGACUGGUCGAAGAUAUUGAAGGACGAGUACCGUAGGGGAUCAGACGUUGUUGAUGAUGGAGUUGGUGAUGAUGAUGAUGAUGUGAACGGUGAGGAUUGUCUUGAUGGUGGAUUGAGGGUCCCCCUCACGAGUUGUUGGCGAGGCAGAUGGCUAGGACAAGGAUCGCGUCGUUCUCGGUUCAUGAAGGGAUAG